UGAACAGUUCUCCAAGCUCUCUCACUUCGGAUCUUGGUCUGCACAAAAUACCGCCUCGCCUUUCCGUUUUGAGCCUGCGCAUGACCUGACGACUGAACUGUCUGCCGCCGCACCAUCGCUACGGCGUCAUCUCCCUUCGUUGAUAUCUUGGCUGAGACAUCUCUGCCUCAGCACGCUACUGAAUGGAUCAUGCGGUGAAACACUUGCAGGCUGAAGAGAAAAUCAUAGCAUUGUCAUCCUUACAUACCGCUCCCACGAACUCCUUCUCUCAACAACAUCCCUUUGCUGCCUCAGACGCAUCAAUGCUCCCAUCACCAGCAUCACUUUUCCAGAGCCGGUCAGUUACGUCUGCAGCAGCGACACCCAAUAGCCAGGUGGUAGUCUCACUGGCGAGUUAUGGAACGUCAGCAGGGAUCCUGCAUGGCGAGCUACUGGGCAUCAUAGCCGCUGUUUUACUGUCUAUUCACGCUAACCCACAAGAACCCUACUCCGUUUUGACAGAUCACAAAAUGCAGUCCACAUGCUACAAGACGUUCUUCCCGGUGCUCUACCCCACAAUCAGCCAGCACGUUCCUUAUACCGCUGGUUGUUUUCACUUCUACACUCUCCAACACCCGCGCCCUCACUCAUCUGGACUGCUGCUCAUACCAACGGCCUGACGCCAGAAUGUCUCGCCAACGAUUAUAUUGAUCGGAUGGCCUCGGAUGGCCUCAUUUGCGCAAGAACGACGUGGUGUUAUUCCCCUCUGCGCCCCUGAC
Molecule: messenger RNA, 758 nt
Organism: Suillus fuscotomentosus
Lineage: Eukaryota; Fungi; Basidiomycota; Agaricomycetes; Boletales; Suillaceae
Exons: 2
Coding region: 183-659 (158 amino acids)
Source: RefSeq, a predicted model, not a curated record